CUUCGGACUCUCAGUCGGAGUGUCGGCAGCCGAGUGUGGGUGAGCGGCGGCAUCCCUCAGAGCCAUGCCCGAGAUUGUGGAUUCCUGUUCUCUGGCCUCUCCGGCCUUCGUCUGCCGGACCAAGCACCUGCACCUGCGCUGCAGCGUGGACUUCACUCGCCGGGCUGUGACUGGCAUCGCGGCGCUCACAGUCCAGUCUCAGGAGGACAAUCUGCGCAGCCUGACUUUGGAUACAAAAGACCUUACAAUAGAAAAAGUGGUGAUCAAUGGGCAGGAAGUCAAGUACACUCUCGGAGAAAGACAAAGUUACAAAGGAUCGCCGCUGGAGAUCUCUCUUCCUAUCGCUUUGAGCAAAAAUCAAGAGGUCGUGAUAGAAAUUUCUUUUGAGACAUCUCCCGAAUCCUCUGCUCUUCAGUGGCUCACUCCUGAGCAAACCUCUGGGAAGAAGCAUCCGUACCUCUUCAGUCAGUGCCAGGCAAUCCACUGCAGAGCGAUCCUCCCUUGCCAGGACACCCCUUCUGUGAAGCACACCUACACCGCAGAGGUGUCAGUCCCUAAAGAACUGGUCGCACUUAUGAGUGCCAUUCGUGAUGGAGAAGCACCUGACCCAGAAGACCCAAGCCGGAAAAUAUAUAAAUUCAACCAAAAGGUCCCAAUACCCUGCUACCUGUUUGCUUUAGUUGUUGGAGCUUUAGAAAGCAGGCAGAUUGGCCCAAGAAGUUUGGUAUGGUCUGAAAAAGAACAGGUGGAAAAAUCUGCUUUCGAAUUUUCUGAGACUGAAUCUAUGCUUAAAAUUGCAGAAGAUCUGGGGGGACCCUAUGUCUGGGGCCAGUAUGACCUGCUGGUCCUACCCCCAUCCUUCCCGUAUGGUGGCAUGGAGAAUCCUUGCCUUACAUUUGUAACUCCAACCCUUCUGGCAGGUGACAAAUCACUCUCCAACGUUAUUGCACAUGAGAUAUCUCACAGUUGGACAGGAAACCUAGUGACCAACAAAACCUGGGAUCACUUUUGGCUGAAUGAAGGACAUACUGUGUAUUUGGAACGUCACAUUUGUGGACGAUUGUUCGGUGAAAAGUUCAGACAUUUUCAUGCUCUGGGAGGCUGGGGAGAACUACAGAACACAGUAAAGAGUUUAGGGGAGACACAUCCUUUCACCAAACUUGUGGUUGAUCUGACCGAUGUGGACCCUGACGUAGCAUAUUGUCCGGUUCCCUAUGAAAAGGGCUUUGCUUUGCUCUUUUACCUUGAACAGCUUCUUGGAGGACCUGAGGUUUUCCUAGGAUUCUUAAAGGCUUAUGUCGAAAAGUUUUCCUACCAGAGCAUAACCACUGAUGACUGGAAGGAUUUCCUGUAUUCCCACUUUAAAGAUAAGGUUGACAUACUCAAUCAAGUAGAUUGGAAUGCAUGGCUCUACUCUCCUGGCCUGCCUCCCGUGAAACCCAAUUACGACAUGACUCUGACAAAUGCUUGCAUUGCUCUCAGUCAAAGAUGGAUCACAGCCAAAGAAGAGGAUUUAAAUGCAUUCAGUGCCGCAGACCUGAAGGAUCUCUCUUCUCAUCAGCUGAACGAGUUUUUGGCACACGUGCUGCAGAGAGCACCUCUUCCAUUGGGGCACAUAAAGCGAAUGCAAGAGGUGUACAACUUGAAUGCCAUUAACAAUUCUGAAAUACGAUUCAGAUGGUUACGGCUCUGCAUUCAAUCGAAGUGGGAGGAAGCAAUUCCAUUGGCUCUAAAAAUGGCGACUGAACAGGGAAGAAUGAAGUUUACACGGCCUUUAUUCAAGGACCUUGCUGCUUUUGACAAGUCCCACAAUCAAGCUGUGCAGACAUACCUGGAGCACAGAGCCAGUAUGCACCCUGUCACUGCGAUGCUGGUGGGGAAGGAUUUAAAAUUAGAUUAAGGAUCUGCUUCUGGCUUAUUUUGGAGAUUGGUCUUUUUAAGAGUGAAUUCCUAAAGAAACAGAUACUUCAGUUUGCAUUGUAGUUGAAAAUGUCUUUUUAGGUUUGGCUUUUUAUUGAGUGUCCAUGAUUUUACUAAAUAAAGUUAAACUGCCUUUUUUUUUAAAUGAUGACAUGUUCUUUAUAAGUGUAGGAAAGGCUUAAUCUUUUGAUUUAGUAAGUUUUAAAACUUUAAAUGAGCUCCAUAUUAGUUUCUUCUAGUAUGAUCGCAAAAUAUGUCAGGUUGUAUACAUGUUCUUUCAUUUGAAUCUGCUGCAAAUUCAAAGUUUAACACGAUGAGAAUUUUGUUUUUUAAAAAAAAUAAAACAGAACUCUGCUUUGCUGGUUUACAACCCAAAUGCCUCCAGUGGCCACAGCUAGGCUGACUAAUGAGAAUUCAGUGUGUUUCUCCCACAUGGGUAGCAGGAAUCCUCCAUAAAGUUUGUGUUAGCAGGAAGCUGGAGCAAGGAAUCAAAGCCAAAAUCAAACCUGGGGAUUUUGCUGUGGAGUGCCUGCCCUGAAUUCUGCUUUAGAAGUAACCCGAAACCUGAAUACUCACUCCCCUCCUGGUAGAGAUAAGACAAUGUCACUUACCAAAAUACCUCUGGUAGGAGCUCUCUGCUGUCUGUUCCUGGGUCCAUCCUCCUGACGCAGGGGACUUCCCAGGGAACAGAUAGCCGCCCUGAACCUCAGCCUCCCACCCCCAGUCCUUCCGGUAGCUUCUUCUCCUCAGUGGUCAGCAGAUGGACUUCACCCACCUGGAACAUACAACACAUUGAGGCAUCUACUGACAGUAGAUGGGCUCAGUGAAAGGCAAUAAGAACCAAGCCACACAUGAAGGCAGUGCAGCACUGUCUAGCUCAUGGACAGUUGGAGAACCACAGCCAUAUUCGUUAGGAUUCUUUGCCAACAGCAGGAACCCACAUGGCUGGAAGUCAGAAAGGGAAGGCAUUAUUUGCAGGGUACAAGGUGGAUGCUGAACACCACCUCUGUGAUUCUCCUGUCUACUGUCAACUUUGCUGAUGUGUCUUACACAGUCUGGACACCUGCCAGCUCUACUUUUGCAAAUGAUUCUUGCCACAUAGACAGACUGUCGCAAUUCCAGAUUCCCAGAGGUGAGAUUCUGACUUGGGUUGGAUCCACCCAUGACCCAGUAAGUUCCAGCUGUGAAGAAUGGUGUAUUAAAAGUGUAAGUAUGGGCGUGUCUUCCACCAGAUACCCUCCAAAAGUGCCCAUGCAGUGUUCAAAGCCUUAAUAAACUAACUGAGAAGUGAAUAUCUGGAAGAUUGGACAGGUACCCAAAGGUCAAAUUCCAGCCUAACCCCGAAACUCUGUGUCGUCUGCCUUGUUCAUUCACCCUGGCAGUCAUUUCUUUCUGGAGAGUUGCCUACACUGUAAUGGGAUUCUGCUGCUCUGAUUCUGGUCUCCCUUGUCUUCCUCACCAGGAAUACCAGAGCAAGAGAAUAUUCAGUUCCCCUGUUAUAAUCACAUUUCUGACAGCUUGCAUUUCAAGUCCAUGUACACAGAUAAUGCUUUUAAGGCUGCUUCUGCCCUGUGAGCUUAGGAGACAACUGGAAGCUACUGCCAGUUUUUCAGUUACCAUUCAAUGAUACUGAAAGCCAGGAGUGCUUGAGGGUGCUGUGGAAGGGAAGGGGGCACUAGAGACAACUUACCCUACUUACAGGUUUAUCUAAGGCCAGUUCAGGGGAGU
Messenger RNA from Ochotona curzoniae (black-lipped pika), 3648 nucleotides. RefSeq names its product leukotriene A4 hydrolase (gene LTA4H). The transcript has 19 exons. Gene Ontology annotation, cellular component: cytosol; nucleus. The record is from RefSeq and is a predicted model, not a curated record. Bases 65 to 1900 code for a protein of 611 amino acids. Gene Ontology annotation, biological process: proteolysis; leukotriene biosynthetic process; peptide catabolic process. Gene Ontology annotation, molecular function: zinc ion binding; epoxide hydrolase activity; leukotriene-A4 hydrolase activity. NCBI's taxonomy places the organism in Eukaryota, Metazoa, Chordata, Mammalia, Lagomorpha, Ochotonidae.